Messenger RNA from Chironomus riparius, 1455 nucleotides. The record is from the annotation of a GenBank genome assembly. Lineage: Eukaryota; Metazoa; Arthropoda; Insecta; Diptera; Chironomidae.
AUUUACCAAAAGCAAGCCUGUGGUAAGUUUUUAAGUGUUAAUUUAAUUAAAAGUGAGGAAAAUAAUAGAAGAGGGGGAAAGGAUCAGCUUCAUAACAAAAAAAUCUUACUUUUUGUGAAACUAGAAAUGGAGCUUCCGUGUACCUAUAGACAUUGUUCCUUUAUCGAUAAAUCAGUUUAUACAUGCAAAUUCUUUAAACAAGACAUUCCCGAGAAUGGUCAAAUUAUGCCGAAAGGAUUACAUCAACUUUAUCAACAAGGCAAUAAAUUAAAUAACAAAAAUAUUUUUGCUGUAAUAUUUAUUGAGUGUAACAUCACAAAAGUACCGCGGGGACUGAAAAAAUUGUUUCCAAGAAUGAAAAUUUUAAGUAUUUGUAGUUCGACAUUAAAAGUUGUGACAAAAGCAGACUUAAUUGAAUAUAAGAACAUUGAAAGAAUUGGAUUUUGUGACAAUCAAAUUGAAUUUUUGCCUGGGAACCUGUUUGAAGGGUUUACAAACUUAGAAGAAGUUUCAUUUAAUGGAAAUAAGUUAAAGCUCAUCGAACCGAACAUUUUGGAUAGUCUACAGUAUUUAAAAACUGUUAACUUUAAUGAUAAUCCAGGUUACAAAAAAUGUUUUUCAUCAAUUAAGGGUUUUGAAUCGAAUGCGACACUCGAUGAAGUCAAAGACGAGCUUUUUGUUAAAUUUUAUAGAGAUUUUAUGAAAAUUAAUGAUUUUCUUAAAAUUGAAGAUGAAAAUCAGGAUUUAAAGAAGAAAAAUCAAUCGCUGAAUGUUGAAAAUUUAAUAUUGAAAGAAAACAGUUUAUCUUACCAAAGCCGUUAUUUAAAAUGCUUAAAUGAGAUCCAGCGUUUAAAAGAUCAACUCAAAAAACGGGGACAAGAUUAUUCACAAAUUAAUCAAUCUGAUAUCAAAACAUUCCUUGAGACUGAUGAGACCUUUAGAGACUUCAGUAUCCAAAUUGGCAAUCGAGAAUUUCCAGUACACAAGUUCUUGCUCGCAGCACGAAGUCCAACUUUGGCUGAACUACUGAAAAACAACCCUGAAGUUGAAAAUCUAAAAUUGGUUGACAUUUCUAUGGAAACUUUUGAGAUAAUUCUUAAAUUUCUCUACACUGAUGAACUUCCAGGCGAAGCUGGGACGAACUUUUUGCAUCUUUUUGCAGCUGCAGGGAAGCUGAAGAUCCAGGAACUUAAGAAUUAUGCAGCAAUUAAGCUGAUUGAUCAAACAAACGAGGACAAUGUGAUCGACAUCCUAAAUGUAAGCAAAAAAUAUGAGCAUGAAGAAUUGAGGACAAAAGCAUUUAAAGUAGUCAAGAAAAAGUACCCAAAAAUUGAAUUUAAGGAUGAAUGGGCAGCAAAUCCAGAAAAAUUGAUUAAAAUUAUUGAAAUCAUCAAAAAAAAAGAAGAAGCUGUCAGAAAAAUCGAAGAAGCAUUUAAAGAAUUGGGAAAAAAAUAA